Dunckerocampus dactyliophorus (ringed pipefish) is the source of this 4703-nucleotide messenger RNA. RefSeq names its product interphotoreceptor matrix proteoglycan 1b (gene impg1b). The transcript has 18 exons. The coding region runs from base 444 to 4010 and encodes 1188 amino acids. The record is from RefSeq and is a predicted model, not a curated record. Gene Ontology annotation, biological process: visual perception. Lineage: Eukaryota; Metazoa; Chordata; Actinopteri; Syngnathiformes; Syngnathidae.
UGUUUGGCAUGUUCCCAAACUUGUGUCCAGAAGGUGGCUAACAGGAUGAGGCCGGGUGGCCACGUGGGCCCCCUAGAGGGAUUACGGGCCGCGAGAAGACGGUAAAGAGAUUAGACUCUAAACAGAAUCUGCUGUCUUAACCUCAUCACUGUUGCCACUCUGACAGCACACGGGAAGCGGCCCGAGCCGAAUGUUUUCCCACCCCGUCUCUCCUCUUCCACUUUUCCCACCCCUCGCUCCCUUUCCUCGUGCAUACUGUAUAUACAGCCGACUCUGCCGUCCACUGGGAGCCAACAGCACCCUGGAACUUAUCAGCACCGAUGAGGAGACCUUUCCUUACUCUGCUCGUGGACUCAACAUAAAGACAUCCUGGAUACAUGUAUUUUUGACCUGACUUUACAAAUGACCACCUAAAGUGGAAGGACCCUGUAAAUAAAGCCACCAUGCUUUUGAAAUUAGGACUACUCUUCUUCAUGUUGCAUCUGCUUGGCCUCCAAGCAAGUCAAGUCAAAGACCUUCAGGACCACGGCAUCGCUGGACUCAGGGAUGUGAAAUACCGACACUUUCUCGAAGCUUCUAGAAUGACAAAAUACAACACUAAUAGCCGCAGAGCCAGCGGGGAUGGACAUCGGAGAAAGAGGUCGAGCAUUCUCACCACUGGGGUCAAAGUGUGUCCACAGGAGAGCGUGAAAGCGGUCAUCGGCAGCCAUCGAGCGUACUACAAGCUGCGAGUUUGCCAGGAAGCAAUUUGGGAGGCCUUUCGCAUCUUCCUGGACAGAGUACCAAACACAGAGGAGUACCGAACGUGGGUUUACACCUGCCAGCAUGAAAACCUCUGCAUGGACGACUUGGCUCAGAACUUCAGCAGCUCUCAGGAGCAUCUGGAUAUCGUAGCCCGAAGAGUGGCCGAGCAGGCCGAACUCGAAGGUGUUGUAGCCGAAACAACAGAACCUGGAGUGGACUGCACCUGGACCCCCGCAGUGAUUCUCAUCCCAGCAGAAGAUGAUGUGAUAAAAGAAGAGCCAAACAUGAUCAAAGAGAACUAUGGGGAGUACAUUGUGGAAUUCAACGCCACCAUUGUGGACCAGGCAUACAUCGAUCUGCUGCGAGACCCCCAGGCUGCAGAGGUCAAUGACAUCACCAGAGAAAUAACAGACAAGAUGCUUCAUGCGCUUAAAAAAGUGGCAGGGUUCAAAGAAAUUCGCAUGUUGGGAUUUGGCUCGGAGGGUACGACUCUGCAUUAUGCUGUGCUCUUUGAUGGAGACACUGAACUCAGUGAUGAUCCGGAGGCUCCAGGCAUGGUGACCAAUGAGGGCACUGCUAAAUUAAGAGAGAGUAUUGUCAAAGCCUUACAAAAGGAGCCGUCACUUCCGCUGGACAUCCAGAAUCUUAUCUUCGAAGCUGUAACGACAGCUUACCCAGAUGCAGAGCUCAGCAUGUAUACACUUGGGAGCGGGGAGACGAUCAAGGUCGUGGAAGAGGACAGCACCCCUAAAUAUUUCCUAACAGUGGCGGCGAUGGAAAACCAACCUCCAACAGAAACCUCUGCACCUUCCAUACCGACCACCCUGUCAAAGUCCACCUCUGUACCUACGGUCGCUGAUGAGGUGCCAGUGGCAGCAGCAGUGGAGGAGGCAUCCACUGGUGAUGCUUCAGGGGAGACGAGCGAUGUCAUCACUCCGAUUGCGACACUGGAAGCCAUCAUAGAGCAAGAAGAGGUUGAGGACACUGAGGUUCUCAGCGGAGAGCAUGUAGGAGCAGACAUGGAUGAGAAUGAUGACUUGACCCCAUCACCAGCAAACGACCAACCUGAAAUUGUGGUCAUUGAUGAAGCUAACCUUCUGGAGUACACAACCCCCGCAGUUAUGGAGAUUUUUAACACAGAAGGAGAAUUUUCAGUCUCCACAUUGUUGUCUCACGAGGAUGCGGUUGUGGACAUUGAGCCAGAGCCUGACGCGCAGCCUGUACCGUCACCUGCAGAAACCCCCAGCGAGGUCCCCAGUGAAGUUUCCACUGGAGUGUCCAGUGAAACCAACAGCGGGGCCCCGACCACAAUCCCUGUAGAAGCCCCCAGUGAUAUCUCCAGUGAGUCCCCAAGCGAGGCGCCCAGUGAGGUCUCUAGUGAAUCCCCCCGUGAAAUCCCCAGCGAGGCCCCUAGAGAGGUUCCCAAUGAGGGCGUUGGCACAGGCCCCAGUGAAGUCUCCAGUGAAGUCCUCAAUGAGGCCACCAGUGAAAUAUCCAAUGAAACCUCCAGCGAGGCCCUGAAUAAAAUCUCCAGUGAAAUUCUUAGCAACGUCCUUAGUGAAGGACCCAGCAAAACUCACAAUGCCUUCACCGAGGCUUCCGCUAAAGCCCCCAUUGAAGACUCCAGUGAAGUCCCCAGUGAGGCCCCAUUUAAAGUCUCCAGUGAAACUUCAGUGAAAGUCUUCAGUGAUCCCCCUGCCAAAGAUACCAGCCAGUUUUCCACUGAAGCUCUCAACAAGGCCCCGAGCAGACUUCCCAAUGAACUCCUCAGCAAAGUCCCUAGUGAAGCUUCCAUCGAGACCCACAGUAAGGCCCCAACUGAGGCCCCCAGCGAAGCCCCCAGCCCUUUCCCCAGUGAAGGAAAUGGAAAUUAUUCCAGUGGAGGACACAGCAGCGCCACCCUGGUCUUAGCGGACCUUCCUCCGGAGACUUCCAACAACAUACAAGAUGAUGUGGAGCCCAAACAGGGUAGGACUGAAGUGAACCAGCCCCUAGAGGAGAACAGCAGUCUUCCAUACCCUUCAGAACCGGUCGAGCGGUCUACGGUGGCCCCGGCCAUGAGACAAGCCAGCACUCCUGUGAUGGCUGCGAUGCAGCAGAGCAGAGAAUUAGUGGUUUUCUUUAGUUUGAGGGUGACCAACAUGAUGUUUUCUGAUGACCUUUUCAACAAGAGCUCCCCUGAGUAUAGAUCACUGGAGAAUACCUUUCUCGAGCUGACUCAGCACCCUGGGCCCAGAAACUCGCCAAUUCCUGGAGCAUCCAGUAAAUCUGGGCCUAGGAGACAGACAACUUUAGCCUCCAUACCGCUUCUACCGUAUCUACAGUCCAAUCUGACCGGCUUCAAGCAGCUGGAAAUCCUCAACUUCCGGAACGGCAGCGUGGUAGUGAACAGCAGGAUGAAACUGGAAAAGGAGGUACCGUACAACGUGACCGAGGCGGUGCACUGCGUGCUGGAAGACUUCUGCGGUGCCGCGUCCAAGCGGCUUGACAUCGAGAUUGAUAGCCGCUCCUUGGAGAUAGAACCAGCCGACCAAGGGGACCCGUGCAAGUUCUUGGCCUGUAAUGAGUUUUCACGCUGUGUGGAGAACAGUUGGACCAACGAGGCUGAGUGCCUGUGUGACCCGGGCUACAGCGCCGUGGACGGCCUUCCGUGUCAGAGCACGUGCGUCCUGCAGCCAAACUACUGCCUCAAUGGAGGCCUGUGUGAAAUCAUUCCUGGGCAUGGAGCCGCAUGCAGAUGCCCUGUAGGGAAAUAUUGGCACUACCACGGAGAGCGCUGCAGCGAGCUGGUGUCGAUACCCCUCGACCCCUCACUAAUUAUAACCUGCCUGGUGGGGAGCCUCUGCUUGGUUUGCGCCAUCAUCGGUGUUUUGGUCUUUGUUAACAAGAAGUGCACAAAGACGAGAAAGGCGGUGACUUUGGUGCACAGCCUUGCGCCCUCCGCCUUUGACAAUACUUUGAGGGUGAACCCAGUAUAUGAGAGUGACGAUGGCAUCUUAAGUCAAGUGUCCACAUUGCCUUGUCCCUCCAGUUCGUCCUCCUCCCGGUCUGAGCAGGAACUUUACGGCUCAGUUGAAAACAUACAUCUGAGUAUUGAGAUCCCCAGACAACUCUACACCACAAGAUCCGAAAAGUUAGUCUCGGAGCUGGUGGACUUCCAUCAAUGCAUCCCGCACAAUGAGACGUGGCGACUGCCAAAUGAGUACAGAGCGUGUUUUCUUCUGUGGACGUCAGACGGCGAAGGCGGCGAGGCCACCGUGGUGUGACGGCGCCCGGCGUCCUGGGGCUCCGGUUGCCUCGGCGACACACUGCACCACUCCCCAACCCCUGACCGAGGCUACGUCUAUGCAAAAUGUACAUUGAUGCCACGCCCCCCUCCCCUGUAGAGAGCAGUUAGGUCAUGAAUUGUUCAUGUGUCUUGUGUCUUGAGAGCUAUGGCUAUUCCAAUACAUGUGUGGAUUGAUGUCGUUUUCAUGUGUGAAUCAAAUAUUUAUUACACAUAAUGAACAGUAGGAACAUUUCCUGUAUGCUACACCCUUGGCAAAGGCUGUUCUUUCCUCACAAUGAGGUAUUUAUUAUUUACCGGUACAGUGAUACACAUGGUGGUACCUCACUUUAGACCUUCUCUUUAUGCUCCCGCCCCCAUAAAGAAAGUGUGACUGUAUCCGCUGAUGAUAUAUAGGUUGUUCCAAAACAGUUUAAUCAUUCAUCUUUUCAGAUUUAGUUUUUUUUGUACAUGUUUUACAAUUAAAAUAAACAAUAAAAUGUUUUUGUAUUAAAUGUAUUUGUUUCUUGAAAAGUGUUAGAUUGUAACGGUAAUAGUAAUAGAAAAGGGACUUACAAGAUGUUGAACUCCAGAGAAGAAGCUCAUGGACAAAAGUCUAUAUUAUUUUGCAUCUGCAGAAAGUGAAUGCAAAAAGAGCAGGAAGGAGGCAUAAACUACAAAAAAGGAGGCACAG